Molecule: messenger RNA, 972 nt
Organism: Colletotrichum truncatum
Lineage: Eukaryota; Fungi; Ascomycota; Sordariomycetes; Glomerellales; Glomerellaceae
Product: succinate:fumarate antiporter
Biological process (GO): fumarate transport; succinate transport; transmembrane transport
Cellular component (GO): mitochondrion
Molecular function (GO): succinate:fumarate antiporter activity
Source: RefSeq, a predicted model, not a curated record
AUGGCCUCCAAAGUGAAGCAGGAUGGCAAGACGCCGCCCUCUGCGGCCACGAACCUCAUUGCCGGUGGUGGUGCCGGUAUGAUGGAGGCAUUGGUCUGCCAUCCCCUCGACACGAUCAAGGUCCGAAUGCAGCUGUCGCGGAGAGCGCGGCAGCCCGGCGCCCCCAAGCGCGGCUUCAUCCGCACCGGUGUCGAGAUCGUCAAGAAGGAGACCCCGCUCGGCUUGUACAAGGGCCUUGGCGCCGUGUUGACGGGCAUCGUGCCCAAGAUGGCCAUCCGGUUCACGAGUUUCGAGAGCUACAAGCAGAUGCUGGCGGACAAGAAGACGGGGGUUGUCAGCGCACAGGCGACUUUCUUGGCUGGUCUCGCGGCGGGUAUAACUGAGGCCGUCGCCGUCGUGACGCCGAUGGAGGUCAUCAAGAUCCGUCUCCAGGCGCAACACCACAGCAUGGCGGACCCCCUCGACAUCCCAAAGUACCGCAACGCGGCGCACGCGCUCUACACCGUCGUCAAGGAGGAGGGCGCCGGCGCGCUGUACCGCGGCGUGUCUCUCACGGCGCUGCGCCAGGGCAGCAACCAGGCCGUCAACUUCACCGCCUACUCGUACUUCAAGGAGGCCCUCAAGAAGUACCAGCCCGAGUACGCCGGCACGAACCUGCCCAGCUGGCAGACCACCGUCAUCGGCCUCGUCAGCGGUGCCAUGGGCCCCUUGAGCAAUGCGCCCAUUGACACCAUCAAGACGAGACUGCAGAAGACGCCGGCCGAGGUGGGCACGAGCGCGUGGAGUCGCAUUGCCAAGAUCUCCAGCGACAUGUUCAAACAAGAAGGCAUGCACGCCUUUUACAAGGGCAUCACGCCGCGCAUCAUGCGUGUCGCACCCGGACAGGCCGUGACGUUUACCGUUUACGAGUACCUCAAGGAGAGGCUGGAGAAGAGCAACCUGGCCUUCACCGGCGGGAAUUACGAGGAGUAA